Aphanomyces astaci is the source of this 1581-nucleotide messenger RNA. RefSeq lists its product as hypothetical. Lineage: Eukaryota; Oomycota; Saprolegniomycetes; Saprolegniales; Verrucalvaceae. The transcript is spliced from 3 exons. Bases 1 to 1581 code for a protein of 526 amino acids. The record is from RefSeq and is a predicted model, not a curated record.
AUGGCGCCGAUGACGAUCCUGCAGCGGCAGGAAACGUCGCUAGAGGACAUCAUCGACUCGUGCCUCGCAGACAGCACGAAGGAGCGAUAUGAGUCAGGACUUCGCCAACUCAUCAAGUGGAUACACUUGACCGGUGGUACAGACCUGCUUAAAGACGACGGCAUGAUCGACCUGCGCGUUUUCCAGUACAUACACUUCGUCCAAUUCAUCGUGUGGGUGUACCAAAACACACCCGUCAAGGUCGAAACAAUGUCUGGGUACCGUGCUGCACUGCGGUGGUACUACAAGCGCGAAGACGUUGCGAUGCCUGUGGAGUACUCAACCAAGCUCAAAACCAAAUUUACAGGUAUGCACCGCUUGACAGCAACUGACGAGCAAACAUUGACCCUCAAGGAAUCGGGCAAACGGCCGCUUGGAUUCAGCAUGUACGAAGCCCUGUGCCAGGAGUCACUGAAGACAUCCGACAGCGGAUUUGUGCACCUGUACCUCGUGAUCUCGUGGAACUUGAUGGCGCGCUCCAAGUCAACCGAGACUAUCCACAUAAAGCGGACCAUCGGUCAUCAGCGUGUGUUUGCGGCUGGUGACCAGUUCGUUGGCCGUGUCGUUGCAGCCCUACCGCUCAAUAGCGCAGACUUUGCCGAACUACCACCCUACUUCGACAGCACUGACAACCCUGUAGUCACAAGCGCUGUCAGGUGCAUGUUCCCAGUUCUGUUCAAGACAGGGUCACUUAUCGGCGUCCUGAAGCUCGGUUUGGCAUCCAUCGUACACCACGCAGACUAUCUGCGCACGGCCCUCCCGGCAAACCAUCCAGUCCUCCACACCGCGAUCUUUCGAGACAACGCCAUGAUGUCAAGCCUCAAGGUGUUUGUGCGCACGACGUCGGCGACGCUGAAGCCAACAGGUUUGCCACCCUAUGUGGAAAUUUACCGUCAGCUCCACACCCAACAAUUGACUCUGGCAACCAUCACGAGCGAAGUCGUUGCUGGUGUUCGGAACCUUUUGGACGAAAAGGAGCUGGCGACGGGAACAGUGACUUCAGCCUACAUCGACAAACUCUUCUCGUCCAUCAUGGAGCGACUUGCAAGGGGCACGUCUGCACCUGAAGUGACGGUGGUGCACCACCAGCAUCCACGCCACCAGCACAUGUUGUACUCGUGGGGUGGCCGCCAGCACAAGCUCCCGGAGUCGUUCGCCUUCCCCAACGUGGACACAGCAACGGCUUGGGCUCUUUGGUGGCUGGGGAAGGACAGCGAGAUCCCCUUCCGCACGAUUGACCCGCACGACCUGGACACGAAGAAGCAAAGACGGAUUUUGUCAGAAUGGCGUUUUUUUAUGCAUAUCCUUUGGGAGUAUUACGUGGAGAUCAAGGGUACCGACGCGCCGAUCGACAGCACAGAGGAGGCAGUUGUCGAAGCGUUUGAGUGCGCUGUGCACGCGCUUGACCCCGUCAUCGAGAAGACACCAAACCAACGACAAAGACGUUUUGGACAGCUGAUGGUCGUGACCGUCGCUCGCAUCAUACGCGAGAAGAUUGGCGCGAAGACUAAAAGGGCGUAUUCGAAGCGUACAAGAAGUUAG